Kwoniella botswanensis is the source of this 351-nucleotide messenger RNA. RefSeq lists its product as uncharacterized. The coding region runs from base 1 to 351 and encodes 116 amino acids. The transcript is spliced from 2 exons. The record is from RefSeq and is a predicted model, not a curated record. Lineage: Eukaryota; Fungi; Basidiomycota; Tremellomycetes; Tremellales; Cryptococcaceae.
AUGCCAGCAACUUCAUCCUUACUUGUCAGAGAAGGUCAAACCGACUUUGCUCCAUUCUCCCCUCCCGAUCUCUCUCUCGCUCACACUCAAUGGCUCCUCGUCCUCCAAUCCCGUAUGGACGCCCUCAACUCCGCAAGAGACCAUUCACUAGAUUUCGACCUGGGCGGUACAUCCGUAGAUUCCGACCUUGUUGCUCCGCUCGAAGAGGCCGUCGACGAAGCUAGACGGAUGGUCUGUGCUUUGGGUGGCGAGAUGAGAAGAAGAUCCGAAGGGAAUUUACCACCUUGGGUCGAACAGAAGGGGCAUAGGAUUGAUAACGCGAUGAUAAGGAAUACUUCUGCUGGUCAGUAA